ACCUUUGUCGUCACGGCGAGCUGGGCCAACGAGGCCCUCGUCUGGGACGUGGCGACGGGCGACGUACUAGUGGCGCUGCGGUCCCACGGCGCGGCGGUCAACGGCGCCGCCUGGUCCCGGGACGGCCGCCGCGUCGUCACGGCCAGCGAGGACCGCACGGCCAAGGUCUGGGACGCGGCCACGGGCGAGGAGCUGGCCACGCUCCGGGGCCACGACGCGCGGAAGCACCGCGGCGACCUCUGGGGCUGCGACGUCUCGUCCGACGGCGCACGCGCGGCGACGGCGAGCAGCGACGAGACCGCGAAGCUCUUCGACGCGGCGACGGGCGCGUGCCUGCGGACCUUUUCCGGCCACGGCGACCGCGUCACGGCCUGCGCCUUUUCGCCCGACGGGUCCCGGCUCGCGACGUCGAGCUGGGACGGCGUGGGCAAGAUCUGGGACGCGGCCACGGGCGCGUGUUUACACACGCUCGCGGGCCACGCGCCGCCGGCCGACGCGAACCAAGCGACGCACGGCCGCCUCGAGAGCGUCGCCUUCGCGCCCGACGGGUCCCGCGUCGCGACGACGUCCUGGGACCGGACCGCGCGCGUCUGGGACGCGGCGACGGGCGCGCGCCUGGAGACGCUCGCGGGCCACGCCGAGACGGUCUACUGCUGCGCCUUCGCCCCCGACGGGGCGCGCCUCGUCACGGGCGCCGAGGACCGCACGGCGCGCGUCUGGGUUCUCCGUUAG
Aureococcus anophagefferens is the source of this 732-nucleotide messenger RNA. RefSeq lists its product as hypothetical. The record is from RefSeq and is a predicted model, not a curated record. The transcript has a single exon. Lineage: Eukaryota; Pelagophyceae; Pelagomonadales; Pelagomonadaceae. Gene Ontology annotation, cellular component: nucleus; cytoplasm. Gene Ontology annotation, biological process: proteasome-mediated ubiquitin-dependent protein catabolic process; ubiquitin recycling. The annotation marks the transcript as partial. Gene Ontology annotation, molecular function: ubiquitin binding.